Gastrolobium bilobum is the source of this 639-nucleotide messenger RNA. Its product is annotated as protein DMP4-like. NCBI's taxonomy places the organism in Eukaryota, Viridiplantae, Streptophyta, Magnoliopsida, Fabales, Fabaceae. Gene Ontology annotation, biological process: endomembrane system organization. The coding region runs from base 1 to 639 and encodes 212 amino acids. The transcript has 2 exons. The record is from RefSeq and is a predicted model, not a curated record.
AUGGAUGUGAAAACCAAAAUGAUUGGUUCUGAGAAUCAUGAUGAACAAAAACUCCCACUCAUCCUGAGAAAUAUGGAGGAGGUGCCAGAAGCAGAGAGGAACCUGAUUCAGAAAGCCAUCAGUCAAACACUUAAGUGCGCAGCCAAUUUGGUCAACCUUUUACCAACAGGCACCGUCCUUGCUUUCCAACUUCUGUCCCCAAUAUUCACAAAUAAUGGAAAAUGUGACUCAGCCACAAAGUUCAUGACUGCUGCACUUGUAGCUCUAUGUGGUGUCUCGUGCUUCCUUCUAUCCUUUACCGAUAGCUUCAGAGACAAGAAGGGAAACAUCUCUUAUGGUUUUGCCACAUUCAAGGGCUUGUGGGUCAUUGAUGGAUCAACCACUCUUCCACCUAAACUUGCUGCAAAAUAUCGCCUGCGGUUUAUAGAUUUCAUGCAUGCAGUGAUGUCUGUUCUUGUUUUUGCAGCAAUUGCAUUGUUUAAUAAGGAUGUCAUAAAUUGCUUCUUUCCAUCACCAUCAAAUGAGACUCAUGAAGUCCUCACAGCAUUGCCAGUGGGCAUUAGUGUUUUUUGCAGCAUGCUUUUUGUUGCAUUUCCAUCAGGGAGGCAUGGAAUUGGCUUCCCCCUUUCAACUAAUUAA